AAUGAAGACGGCUACGUCAGAUCCUCAACUUGUGCGCCAUUUUUUUUCCUUUCAGUAGGGGAGGAAAGGGACAAAAGCUGUACAAAAACUAAUUUACGUUUGGAGUAACGUUAGUUCGAAAACAUCACCUCUGAUCUUCUUUCAACAGUGGUGUAUGUAACGAGAGGAUGCUGCUAGGAUAAGUAUCUGUGUGCAGCGCUGGCCGCAGACGCAGAUUACCGACGCACACGGGCCGGUGGAAGUGGAAAACGUUAGCUUUGUCGGAGGUGGCACAGCGACAACUAUCGUUAACCCAUACGGAAUACUGGACGAGGCUUGUGAGGAAUAAUGUAUCAGGUUCCAGUGGGAAGUACCGAGAAGAUCCGAAAAGCACGCAAAGCAGUGAAAAACAUACUUUCUGAGAUUGGCCUGGAAGAUUGCCAAAAGCUGCUGAAGGAUCUCAGUGAAAACUCAGAGAAAAAUUCAGAUGAAGAUGAGGCCUUUCAAGACACUGAAUGGUUUGAUUUCACAGAUGGAUACAAUGGCAAACUACAGAAAAAGUGGCCUUAUCGGUCUCGAUCUCUGUGCUGUACCCUGUGCAAGUACUCUUCACAAAACAUCUGCAACUUCAGGGCUCAUGUCUCUCGCUGCCACGGAUAUGUUCAGUCAUUCUGUGCGCUGGCACCCUGUUCUCAUUGUGUCUUCAUUGGCCACCCCAAGGUUGUCAAGAAGCACAUGUUGUUCUUCCAUUCCAAACCUACAACCCAUAUACAACCACCAAGAGAAGGAUCCUUAACAACCCAUCGGGGAAAUGAGAGGUAUCAGUGUCGAAAAUGUGGAUUUCCAACCUCUUCUAUCUUUGCAAUGAAGAAGCACAUUAUUCUCAAGCAUUUGGAGAGUGUGGCAGAACAGUAUAUUGGUUACAGAUUACACCUUCAAGGGCCUGCAUCUGCAAAGGUCUACUGCUGCAAGGUGUGUAAGGUGAAUACUGGAACUCUGGACCAGAUGUUGCAUCACAUGCUGGUUGAGCCAUCACAUUAUUCAGUCAGUACACAAGUGCAAAGUAUGAUUCAUGAAAACAAGAACUAUACCAUAAAACCAACACCUAAUGGGAAUGGCGUGUUUGUGACAUUUCCAAGUAUUGCUCCUAAACCACAACAACCUCAAAUAUUCAAUAGUAAGCCUGUGGUUUUACCAAGUAAUGGGCAACCAGCUGGGACUGUGGUGGCAUUACAACAACUUCAAGGAAGUACAAACAGUACUACUCUGAUCUGUACCCCUGGAACCAACCAAGCUUUUCUGCCCCCUCAAGCGUCAGCACUGGUGCAGCUAGCUAGUGCUGAGGCUAAAGGUUUGCUUCAGCCUGGUGCCACAAUAGCUCUCCGAAGUACUUUGCCUCAAACACCAUCUUUGGUUCACCUUCCCGCAGUGUCUAAUGUGUCUCUGAAACAGGCACCAGUGGCUCUAGCGCCCACUGCUGUACAACCACAGCAGACUCCACAAGCUCGGCAAAUCCUCGUUUCGUCAGGACUGCAAGCAAAUGUGGCGGCUAGAGCAGGCACUGACCCUAAGCCUGCUCUAGUUGCACAAAAUGCAUCAACAAACCAAAUCAUCCUACAAGGUACCAUGCUAACCUCACAGUCUCUGCUGAGUCACCUGAUCCCAACUGGCAACAGGGUGAAUGGCAUGCCCACAUACACAUUUGCUCCACUUCAAGUAGCAAUGCCUGUCUCUCAGAGCAGUACCCCUCUCAAGGCUGUUGAGCAAACAAGUAACUCUUUACCACAAACUAAGAAAUGGAUUACCUGUCCCCUGUGCAAUGAACUUUUCCCCUCCAGUGUCUUUGACAUGCAUACAGAAGUUGCCCACCAGACAAAAUCCCCUACAACCAAGUCUGAAAGUUUGGCAGCACGAGCAGCGUUCCUGAAGAAAAUGCCUGACAAAACUGUCAAAUGUCUAACGUGCAAAGUUCUACUAUCAGAAAAGAGCGUCUUCCAACAUCUGCUGCAUGGCCUGAAUUGUUUGUACUGCUCGGCUUUGUUCUUUUCAAUCAAACAGCUUGCAGAGCAUAUAAAGCAUCACAAUCCUACAAGCAAGGCAUACUGUGAUUUCCUGAGGCAGAAGUACAGGGUCUACUCAAAAGGUGUUGGAGGAAUUCUAUUCCCUUACUUUGAUGUCCAAACAACUGCACCAAAAGAGAUACUCGGAGACACAGAGGUCAAUCUUGCCCUGGUCACAAGCUCCCUUGACCUCAUCUUCUUUAAGCUGCAGCCCAGCAGCCAGUCAGAAAUCUGCACAGCACCUGUGAAAAUCAAUACUGCUUACUGUCCCUUCUGUGAUGAAAAGUUUCAGAAUGAAUCCAAACACCUCCAGCACUUAAAACAAAAGCACUUUGUAGCACCCACCAUUCAUGCCAUUCUCAAGACGGAGGCUUUCAAAUGCAUAUACUGUAAUGGUGUUUACACAGGAAAGGUCACCCAGCAGGCUGUGAUGCUCCACAUUCAGCGAUGCCGUUGUUCACCAAAACCACCACAGCCACCCAAACCUGCAGUGGCACCACAACAGCCUACAAAACUAGUUCAGCAGCCCAGUCAGCCAUCUGGGCUCUACUUUCUCCAAGUGCCACAAGGGCUUACCAUGAAACAAACUUUAACUCCAGCUCGUGUGAUUACAGCUGCACCCCGUCCUGAGCCUCCAGAGACAGAAGCAGAGCUGCAGUCCAAGAAGAGGCUGGAAGCUGCAUUGAAGCAGGUCAUUGAGGCCAACAAACGAGAGCGAGAAGAAAGGGCAGCAAUGCGCAAGAAGCGAGAGCAGGAAAAGUUGUUGCCCCAACCAGAGCCUGAGAUUCAGAGUGACCCCACAGUGAAGCUGGUGUUGGAGCCCAGCCCAGUUGAGCGCCGCUGCAGCGGGGAACGCAGAGACUUCAUAUCCAAAUACUUCAACAUGAACCCCUAUGCGACCAAAGCCGAGACCAACGAACUGUGCAGGAGGCUGUCUCUCACUAAAGCAGAGCUCGCGGCCCUCUUCAGCAAGAAGCGCAGCAAGUGUGUGAAGAGUCUCAAGAGGAACACGGCUACUGUACUCCUCGGCUUCAACAUGACCGAACUGCGCAAACUUAAGCACAACCUUAUCGUCCCAGAAGAGCAGUUGCAAUGCGAUACAACUGAGCAAAAAGAAAACAGUGAAGAUGGACCAGAACCGAUGGAUGAAAGUGGAAAUGAAAAACCUGUAGAUGGGGAACAGGUGGAGCAGAUGGAAUAAGUUUAGAAAUGUGUGAAAGUGGAAUGAUAUGAAAACAGCUAAUAAUGCACAUGCAGAUGUCCCUGAUUAAAACCCUGGUACUUUAAUGAUGGCCUUGAGUGUUGACAGUCACUAGAGAUGUUUUUUUAAUGCAGUACAUAUAGUGCAAUUCCUAACAUACAAGUUACAUGUAACAGAGGGCAGUAUCUUACUGUAGCUGUCAUCUGACCUCAGUCUGUGGUCCAUAUUCUAAUUUCCACAUCAUCAGACAGAGAUAAUGAAAUAUUAUGGUGUCGACUGUUCUGUUGGGCUAUAACAUAUUUCAGUUCAUAAAUCUCAUUCAGCCGUGGCUGUCUUCAAUAUUCAAUUCAAGCACUGAUGUGUUCCUCAUGGCUGUGUUCUUCAACCCUUUACUUAAGGCCAUUUGUACAAGUGAGUGAUUUCUGUGUCAGUGCGUGUCUGCUAAUGACAAGGCUGUAGUGGCAAUGUCAGUAUAGGGUUGAGUUAUAUUAUGCUUCACAAAUACAUUUCUUUGCAUAAUUGGACCUAUUUGCCAUUCGUGUUCUUUUACUCCAUAUUUUACUCCAUAUUUUUGAUGCUGUUUUCUUCUCUAUAUUUAAACUUUUUUUUUUUUUUUGCUCACCAACUCCCACAGACCAUUUCUGAGAAUGUUCAUCUUGCUGUUUUGAAGCCAAAUUGUAAAGAAUGUACAAAUAUUUGAUUUGAAAUUUUACUGAAUUCCCAGAUUUAAUGCACACUUGGUUAUUCUAUGUCCCUGACCAUGUUGCUUGCACAAGCCUUUGGUUUACUGUUCGAUGAAGUUAUUUGUGCCAUUGUAAAGUCUUCAUAUUUGCAUAGACUUGUGGAAACUAACUUAGAGAUUCAACAAAACAUAAAAUGUUAUUAGGUGUUGAUUCUGCCAUCAUGUAUGUUCUGUUCGCCUCACUGCUGUUUUUGUACUAUACUGUAUUUUCUAUAACUCCUAGAGGAUCAGAAAUGUUGGGAGAGGUAAACAUUCUCAUUCUGUCCUAAGCCACUGUGUUGUAGAAAAAUAAAGUGGUUUGAUUUACAUAAAUGAUUCAUAAAUUCUUUAUUUUGUAAUACAGUGGUUUUAAUCAGACUGUGUUAAAGCAUCGUGAGGUCAUUUCAUUGACUGACCUGGAAAAUCAUUCAGACUUUACCAGAAUGGUUAAAGUCAUAAAAGGUUGACACGAGUUAAGACUUAAGGGUUUUUAUCUGUUUAAUAUUCUCCCAGGAAAUACAGAGUUUAAACAGUUUCAUUGAUGCCCUAAAAUACAUUGGCCAUGAUACUUUUCAAAUAAAUUGCUCAGUAGCAGCUCCAAAUAAGAUUUAUGUUGUGGCCCAGCCAACGGUUCAUUAAGUGCAUGCAUGACUGACUUAUAGCCACACGAGUGCAGGUGCUAGUUCUACUUCAUAACUACUUUUAGGCCAAAUCUCAAUUCACCCCCUUGCCUCUACCGCUUUACCAUACCCCUCAGUUUUGCAUGCACAUGUGUAGUGUUUGGGGCAUAGGGCAAAGUGAUAGGGCCACAUAACCCUUCAAACAUACGUUUUUCAGAGGGAGACUCAAAACUGAGUGGUAUAAGCCUAAUUACAAGAAAUGUUAUCUGGAGUUGAUGCUAUGCAUCUCAAACACAAUCCACUAACAUUUCCUAGUGCCAAAAACAUGCCUAUCCUCGCAUUUUCUUUUGCUGCUGUUGAAAAUUGCAAACUGAUACCUAUAGACUACACGAGAAAUUACCACUACAAAUUUAUGACCAAAAUUCACUGCAUCUGCUUACUUAACCAAAAUCAUUAAUUACCCAUGAUGCAUAGAGGUCUUGAAGAGGUGCCCCAUUUCAUAGGGGAAGAUUUCAACCACUACUUAUAAAUCUGUUUACUCAAAAACCAGGGACCUCUUGAAAAUGAGUGGUGGGGGUAAAAAAAAAAGAAAGAAAUGGGAUUGGGCCCAAAUCACAAUUCUACUUUAUGAUUUUAAGGUGAACUAUAAUUAUAAAGAACCCAUGGCAUGCUUUUCUGUUUUCUGACUUAUCUACAGUGUUACAACUAUGAAUUAUCAUUUUAAAUGUGAUUGAAAGCUCAAAAAUGAGGUGUACUUAUGUUGUACUUCUAUGCAGAGGCAACCUGGUUUAUAUACUUGCGAGCUGUUGAGUUUUACAUGACCGGCCUUGGGUUGAAAAGUGUUUCCCCUCUUCAAAACUCGCUUUCAUGUAGCAACACCCUCAGUGGUUGUGGCUAGGAUAAUGUUAGGAGUCACGUUAGGGGAAACAAGAUUUCAACACAACACCAGCAACAGCUUUGCGCAUUCACAA
Monopterus albus (swamp eel) is the source of this 5552-nucleotide messenger RNA. It is a transcript of the gene adnp2b, whose product is annotated as ADNP homeobox 2b. The record is from RefSeq and is a predicted model, not a curated record. The transcript is spliced from 4 exons. Gene Ontology annotation, biological process: regulation of gene expression. Lineage: Eukaryota; Metazoa; Chordata; Actinopteri; Synbranchiformes; Synbranchidae. The coding region runs from base 328 to 3240 and encodes 970 amino acids. Gene Ontology annotation, cellular component: nucleus.